This is a messenger RNA of Topomyia yanbarensis, 2465 nucleotides long. RefSeq lists its product as uncharacterized. The record is from RefSeq and is a predicted model, not a curated record. The transcript has 4 exons. Lineage: Eukaryota; Metazoa; Arthropoda; Insecta; Diptera; Culicidae. Bases 594 to 1505 code for a protein of 303 amino acids.
GCUAGUCGGUGUUCAGACGCGCACCCAAGCAGUUGUUUAGUUCAGUUUGUUUAGGGCUGCUGGAAUGAUACAAGCAUAUAUACUUAUGAACAUAUUAGCAUAAAAAAGUACCGGUAUAGGUUGAUGUGCUAAAAGCUGCUUAAACACUCACCACAUAGAGUGACGGUGGAGUGAAUGUUGUGCAUAACGGCGGCGGAAGUUAUACAUAUAACAACUACUGACUUGGAUCGCAUUCGUCAAAGCGUGGCGUGGUGACUGGCGUUCUUUGUGUUUCCCUUGAAAAUUUGGCAAAUUGCAAAAAUCGGUUGCAUGUGUGGUACGGUGAAAAAGUAACGCGAAAGUUUAGUUUGAGUGAAUUGUAAGUUGGGCGUUUGCCCGUCCUGUUCUAACUGUGCAAGAAGAAAAAAACAAAAAAGUGCGAACGGUGCAUUUUUGGAUGGCGCAAUACUCCGAUUCCAUUUUGUUGGAUUAUUAGGUUGCAGUGCAUGCUGUCUGGAGUAUAUAAUUAUUCGCCUGUGAAGUGUGAAGUGAGUGAACUCUUUGCCGAUCGUCUGCUUCAAAUUAAACGAUAGUUGGCGGUACCGUUAGUUGCCAUGAGUCCUAUGAUUGAGGACACUGACACGGCUUCACCCGGCAGUUUUACCGAUGAUCAAUCACUAACCUCCGAGGAAACAACGUCAUCACCGCAGAUACGGAACCAAGAGAAUGGUUUGUCGACCAGGACAUCAGCGCCAGUCGCGUCACCGGGUAGUAACUCGGUGAUAAAUUAUGUUGGUAAAGUUCAAAAACAAUUAUCACAUCGGUCCACGGUACGAUGUCGGACACCCUAUGAUCGUCAGCGAACGCAAUCUCGGACUAGUGUUGUAGAAUCGGUGGACGAUACGACCAACUCAUCGAUUGGGUCGUCGGUUGAUUCCUGUUCAACGAUCAUCACCGAGGACGCUUCGGGCAUGGAUGAACUUGAAGAAAACAGCAGACCUGGCGAUCAGCCGCAGCUGUAUCAGCAACAUCGGUUUCCGCGUCUCAAUGCUGGUUCUCGUAGCAGGCGUUCGACGAGUGUUUCCUCAAGUGGUUGCUCCAGUUCUAUGGACGACCGGUAUUGCGAUUUUUCGCCGGUGACCAGCAUUAGCAGUUGUCGAUGCUCGUCCCUUAGUAUAUCGGAUUUUGACGAUGACGGUUUUCGCGAGGAAAACAGCGUAUCAUCGAUGUACACGGUAAUAUCCUCGUCGAGGUUGUACCAGCCACACCAUCAGCUGCAUCACAACCACCAGAACGUUCCGCAUCAUCCGAACAAUACGAAGGGCCUAUUUGACAUUGCGUUGAAAACGGUAAAACUGAUAAGGCGUAACCAGGAGCUGCAGAUUCGACUUUCCCAGCUACAGGCGGAGACCAAAGCUUUCAUCGAGUCGGUAAUGGCAAACCCGGAGAAUGAGACCCUUCGAAAUCGUUUUCAACCGAAAACGUCUUGCCGGACCAGUGCAUCCACGCUAGUUGCGCAAAAAUGAAUGCUGAUGUCUGGGUUUUAAAAUAUUGUUUUAGUACCUAGGAGUUUUCAUUUUCACCAUAGUUUGGUGUAGACAUAUCGACGUCAGAUAUUACUACACCAGGACAGACAAUCCGAAGCGCAUCAAAACUGUUUAACCCUGUCAUGUCCGUUUUAAAACUGGGACAUACGGAGAUAAGCUUCUGUGUCAGUAUGAUUGCAGCACUAGUCUUGAAAUUGUUCUUUGUAGAAUCGGCUGAGAAAUCUGUUCAAAUAAAGUGUGACAAUUUCUCAAAAGAUUUGUAGUACCAAGGUCUUACUUGCUAUUUUAAAUAAGAAGUUAGCUUCUUCUGAAAUUUAUCUGCUUUUGUGAUUGUUUCAACAUUUUCCAUUGCAUGUUAGUACUUAAACGUAGCAGUUUGUAGUGAUUAUUCCAUUGUUUAAAAGGAAAAAAAUAAGCAAAGUUCGUUUCUCAAAUGUAGCAUGGUCAUGACAGGGUUUGUCAGUUGGUUUGUUUCCAAAUAUAUAAGGUGAAUAUUACUUUUAAGAUUCGAACAUUUUCCUAUGUAACGAGGAAAGUUUCCAAGAAUUUUAUUUAUUGCGAAGUCGUUAGAGAUUCUAAGUGAUGUUCCGAGAACAAUCAUAUUUAUAUUACUGAAUAAGGAAGGUUCUUCACUUCAGCGAAAUGCGUGAAACACUUGAAGAACUUGAACAUGUUUAGCUGAUUAGCCAUAGCCAGUAAACUUGACAAGCAAUCAUCCUCAACACUUUUGUCAACUGCAUUUAUAUCAUAUAUUAUACUGGAGAUAAGCGAAACUGAAUAUUGUUUGGUCAUGAACAACGCUAUUAUUCUAUUUUAUAAUAUCAACAUUGUAGUGAUAAUCACUUCCAAAAUAUAAGAAAUCCUACGACGAGACAUAACAUGUGUCACCCAAGAACUUAUGCAGAAAAUAAAUUUCAUUAAAGACAAAACAGAAAACAA